Messenger RNA from Amphimedon queenslandica, 2404 nucleotides. Its product is annotated as GRB2-associated-binding protein 1-like. The record is from RefSeq and is a predicted model, not a curated record. The transcript has 4 exons. The coding region runs from base 185 to 2170 and encodes 661 amino acids. Gene Ontology annotation, cellular component: cytoplasm. Lineage: Eukaryota; Metazoa; Porifera; Demospongiae; Haplosclerida; Niphatidae. Gene Ontology annotation, molecular function: signaling adaptor activity. Gene Ontology annotation, biological process: signal transduction.
AAAAGAAGCAUUCAUAAACUUUGCUUUCUCUGAUCCAAAGCUGCAAAAGCAAAACUACAAGCUGUUUUAUUGCUGUAAUAGAUCUGUGAAACUUGUUUCGUUGGAGCUUUCCGUCUCAGCCUUUGUUUUUACAAGCCAGUCUCCUCCAUUUUAGCAGUUUUGAUUGGUGACAUUUCGAGCAGGAAUGGGAGGCGGUGAAUUGAUCAAGAAAGGCUGGCUAGUCAAGAGUCCUCCUUUGGAGACCAGUGGAAUAAAAAGUUGGAGAAAGAGAUGGUUUUGUCUCAGAUCCAGCAAAGUACUAGAAUAUUACAAGAACGAGAGCAGCUCUGACCUCAAGGGAGUCAUUAAUCUUGAAGACUGCGUGAGCGUCCACUCGUCUCUCUUUCACAGAAAGUACAAACACGUUUUCGAUAUCCAGACAAAGGAGAGGACUUACUACAUGGUAGCUUCCUCCCUGGAUGAAAUGAAUGCCUGGGUAAAGACCAUAUGCCAAGUGUGUGGAUUCUAUGCUACUGAUAAUGAAAAAGACUCAAGUCCUACAACAAAUAACAACAAGCGUUACUCGGUCACUCUCCCCAGCAACAGCAGCAUACAGGCAAUGCCCCUCCCACCACCUCCGCCUUCUUCGGUCUCGGAGAGCGAGUAUCCACGCCCUCACAGAGUCAUAUCAAUGGAAGGAAUGGAGACAAGGAACACGAUGGAGAAUAAGAGUAAAGUCAUGAUACCUUCUGGUGUAUCGUUGACACAGGCUUUAGUUGCUAAAGGUUUUAAAACAGGAGGAGGAGGAGGAGGCGGUGGUAGAACGAGCAGGUCUUCUAGUAUCGCUUCAAGCUCAAGUAUUUCAAGGGACAGCGUGAGCCUUGAUUUCUGCGUACCACGACCACAGGACAAACCCAGCUACCUUGAGUGUAUGGGGUUUCAGACAUACGACAGUCCAAAAGGAACCGACUCAUUAUGCAAGAUACCGGACUGGUAUGACCUCCCACACACGUGGACUGACUCCUCGUCUGUUUUAUCCGAAGGAUCAGCUCAAUACCUUCCUAAUGGCUACCUACACAUGCAGUCACUCUCCGAGACCAGCUCCCCGAGACACUGCUCCGGUAACUGGGCCACGCCUCCUGAGAGUAACUACGACUAUCCUCCGCCCCCUCGUUUAGCUCGCCCUAACAAUAUAUACGAUGUUCCCCCGCCCCCUCGUCUGGCUAAUCUUUCGUAUGACGACACGUACGAUGUCCCUCCUCCCCCUCGCCCUCUUAUUAACGAUACAUAUGACGUUCCUCCUCCCCCUCGCCCUCUUAUUAACGAUACAUAUGAUGUUCCUCCUCCCCCUCGUCCUCUUGUUAACGAUACAUAUGACGUUCCUCCUCCCCCUCGUCCGUUAAUUGAUAAUACUUAUGACAUUCCACCGCCCCCUCGUUUAGCAAAUCCACCCACACACAAUGACACUUAUGAUUAUCCUCCGCCCCCUCGUCCAGCCUUUAGUAAUUACGAUUGUCUCUCGCCGAUUGAAGCUGUUGAUUGUCCGAGGCCGGAUGAAAGGAAGGCGGAGUCACACCGCCCACCUCCUCCCUGCCCGAAAGAGGAGGAGGAAGAGGAUAAGCAUCAUUAUGUUAAUCUUGCUAUCAUUGCUGGAGUAAUGGACGAAGGGUCUCCUCCAGUUAUUGACCGCAAUAACAAGCCGGCUCCUAAAAUAGAUCGCUCCACUAAGCCAAAAUCAAAUGGUGCCUCUGUGUCACCGCCUCUAGUACCUAGCUCUGAUUUCACCAGUAGACACUACAGCAGUUCAUCUUCUUCAACCGUUUCUGAUCUCAGCAAGGACGAGCCUUUCUCUCCAACGAGGGAUGUCCCACGUCUCACCCAUACCUCUGUCCGUUACUGUCACGUUACGUUCCCAAAGAAACCGAUACCUGCCCCGCGGACUAAAGCCCCUGGAGGAUCAUCUCCCAUCCCCACGACCAAGUACCAGUAUUCUGACGUUGAUCUCUUAGCUACUGCUAACUACGUGUAUAAGGAAACUACUUCAAGCAACGGCAGUUACUGCAGUGACAGUGGGAUCAGCAGCAACGAUCCAACCAAUAGAGAGGACUUGGGAAAGAAUGAGAUCUUUGAUAACUUCUCAGGCUCUUUUGAAGAGCCAGUUCAGCAACUGACUUUAGAUGCUACAAGUUAGUAAGACAAAACAUUUCCAUUUCAAUGGAGAACUAAUACCUGCACACGCACACUGGCUGUUAUUAUUAUUUAAUUUUUGUGUCACAUGUGUAAUUUUUCUUUGUUGUUCUUAUGACUAUUUUUAUUUUUAUUUUUUCAAUUUCAUUGUCAAUAUGUUACCAACCAUGUCACUCUUCUGGAAUUUUUUUUUUUUUGAAUAAUAAUUUUAACUGUUCACAGUGACAAUAUAAUACAA